AUGAGUAAUAACAAUAAAAAACCUUAGUCGUAGAAGGAUGUACGAGCAAAAGUAAAUUCUGGUUUGAAUCGGAAAAAUGAUAUUCCACAAAAAAGGAUUCAAUCUGUAAUAAUAUAAUAGGUAAUGCAUUGUAAUAAAUUAGGCUGAUAAAUUAGUUGAUUUAAAUGUAACUUUGACAGAACAAUUAAAUAAUAUUGUAUAAGAUUACUUGAUGAGAAUUAAUUGUACUAAAACGUUGGAAUAGUUUAAGGUAGAAUCUUAAUUUGCAUCAGAAUAAAGCAACGAAACAGAACAUUUAAUCUUAGGGCAUUUUGAUAGAGGCGAAAGAGAUAAGUUUUUAGAAUCAUGGAGUCGAUACAUUCCUGUAUAAUAGAGACAAGAUCCUGAUUCUUGGAAGCUAGAAUUUUAUGCUUAAAUUUAUUUUCUUAUAUACCCAAUUCACCCGGUAUUCAUGAAGAAAGGAAUUAUUGAUAAGAACUCUAUUAAUCAAUUUAAGUCAUAUCUUGAUAGCAAAGGAGGUGAUUUAUCAAAAACUAAUGAAGUUUUGCCUUUUUAUGCAUUACCUUAUGUUAAAAAUCCUGAAAAACAUCAAACCUUUUAGCAUCUAUUUACUAAUGAAUGGAUAGAUGAUUUGAGAUUAAGAUUAAAAGAAUUUAUAUAAUCAAUAUAUGGAUAAGAGCAAAGUGGAAGUAUAUUAAAAAGAUUGUUUUUAUCAAAAUAAGGUUCAUCUAAUAUUUAAGAAUAAGAAUUAUAAAAGAAAGUUGCAGAAAAUAUCAGAUAAUUAUAAUAAGAGAAUAAUGAAUUAAGAAAAAAGAAUAAUUAGUAAGCGUAAACAAUAUAAGAAAUAAAUUAAACAGCACAAUAAAAUUAGAUUGAAACAUAAAGAAAAUGGUUUUAAUUUACGGGUGACAUGUUAAAGAUGGAGAAAGAAAUGAUAAAGUAUAUUGAAAAUAAUAAGAAGAAUCCAGAUUUAUUAUAAUAAUUUAAAAAGAAAAUAGGUUUAUGUGAUAGGUUCUUAAGUUAGAGCAUAGAUGAAUUAAUAAAUAAAUCAUAAGAUAUCUCUUAAUAUGAUAAAAUAACAUAGCCUGAUCAUGAUCUCUCAGAUUUGACUAAUCAAUAAUGUAUUUUUAUAAAUUUAAAUUAUAGAAAUGAUUCCAAUCUAAUAAUCAAUAGAAGAGUACAUUCCAUUAAAUUAUGAGAAGAUUAUUUAGUUAUUCACAAAAAACAAUAAUCCAGUUUUGGUUGCAACAGUUAUAUAAGCAUUAAGAUGGAGAAUAACAAGGGCAAGAAGUGCACUAGAAAGAAGAUCAGUAGUUGUUGCAUAUUCAACACAUGAUCUUAUUGGAGCUCAUUAAAGAAAUAUAGCAUUAGCUUAAUAUUUAAUGAUGAAAUCUCCUUUGGUUAUUUAAUGCCAAAGUUUAAAAUUAAUGAAUGCAUUAGCAUCUGAUUAUGAUGGAAGAACUUAUUUAACAAAUAACCCUCAAUUAAUUAAAUUGCUUAUUGAAUUAAUAAAAAAAGAUUAAAUUGAUUCAAUUAAAAGAAAGAAUGCAAUCGGUACUUUAUAAAAAUUAUCACUUCGAAAGCAAAGUCAAAUUUGGAUGCUUGAUAAUGACAUUAUUUAAGUGGCCUUAAGCAUUCUAAAAAGAGUAUAAAUUAAUAUUUAAAGAGUAGGAAAAAUUCAAUUUAAGUGAAUAUACAUAUGAAUAUAUUACUGCUUUGAUUAUGAAUUUAUCAUUAAGUUCAAGAGGUCGAGAUGCUUUAUCAAAUAAUAAAGAAUUAGCUUUUGAAGUUUUAUAUUAAUUGAUUGAAUACCCAAAUGAUCAGAUUAGAACUUUUACAAAUGGAACAUUCUAUUCUAUGUUUAGUAGAAGAGAUCUAAGAGAAUAUGCUUAUCAAUUAAAUAUACCUUAAGAAUUACCUAAAUUAUUAUCAAUUAGUGAUGAAAGAUUUAAAAAANUACAUAAAUUAAUUAAUAAUAUCUGUUAUAAUGAGUAAUAACAAUAAAAAACCUUAGUCGUAGAAGGAUGUACGAGCAAAAGUAAAUUCUGGUUUGAAUCGGAAAAAUGAUAUUCCACAAAAAAGGAUUCAAUCUGUAAUAAUAUAAUAGGUAAUGCAUUGUAAUAAAUUAGGCUGAUAAAUUAGUUGAUUUAAAUGUAACUUUGACAGAACAAUUAAAUAAUAUUGUAUAAGAUUACUUGAUGAGAAUUAAUUGUACUAAAACGUUGGAAUAGUUUAAGGUAGAAUCUUAAUUUGCAUCAGAAUAAAGCAACGAAACAGAACAUUUAAUCUUAGGGCAUUUUGAUAGAGGCGAAAGAGAUAAGUUUUUAGAAUCAUGGAGUCGAUACAUUCCUGUAUAAUAGAGACAAGAUCCUGAUUCUUGGAAGCUAGAAUUUUAUGCUUAAAUUUAUUUUCUUAUAUACCCAAUUCACCCGGUAUUCAUGAAGAAAGGAAUUAUUGAUAAGAACUCUAUUAAUCAAUUUAAGUCAUAUCUUGAUAGCAAAGGAGGUGAUUUAUCAAAAACUAAUGAAGUUUUGCCUUUUUAUGCAUUACCUUAUGUUAAAAAUCCUGAAAAACAUCAAACCUUUUAGCAUCUAUUUACUAAUGAAUGGAUAGAUGAUUUGAGAUUAAGAUUAAAAGAAUUUAUAUAAUCAAUAUAUGGAUAAGAGCAAAGUGGAAGUAUAUUAAAAAGAUUGUUUUUAUCAAAAUAAGGUUCAUCUAAUAUUUAAGAAUAAGAAUUAUAAAAGAAAGUUGCAGAAAAUAUCAGAUAAUUAUAAUAAGAGAAUAAUGAAUUAAGAAAAAAGAAUAAUUAGUAAGCGUAAACAAUAUAAGAAAUAAAUUAAACAGCACAAUAAAAUUAGAUUGAAACAUAAAGAAAAUGGUUUUAAUUUACGGGUGACAUGUUAAAGAUGGAGAAAGAAAUGAUAAAGUAUAUUGAAAAUAAUAAGAAGAAUCCAGAUUUAUUAUAAUAAUUUAAAAAGAAAAUAGGUUUAUGUGAUAGGUUCUUAAGUUAGAGCAUAGAUGAAUUAAUAAAUAAAUCAUAAGAUAUCUCUUAAUAUGAUAAAAUAACAUAGCCUGAUCAUGAUCUCUCAGAUUUGACUAAUCAAUAAUGUAUUUUUAUAAAUUUAAAUUAUAGAAAUGAUUCCAAUCUAAUAAUCAAUAGAAGAGUACAUUCCAUUAAAUUAUGAGAAGAUUAUUUAGUUAUUCACAAAAAACAAUAAUCCAGUUUUGGUUGCAACAGUUAUAUAAGCAUUAAGAUGGAGAAUAACAAGGGCAAGAAGUGCACUAGAAAGAAGAUCAGUAGUUGUUGCAUAUUCAACACAUGAUCUUAUUGGAGCUCAUUAAAGAAAUAUAGCAUUAGCUUAAUAUUUAAUGAUGAAAUCUCCUUUGGUUAUUUAAUGCCAAAGUUUAAAAUUAAUGAAUGCAUUAGCAUCUGAUUAUGAUGGAAGAACUUAUUUAACAAAUAACCCUCAAUUAAUUAAAUUGCUUAUUGAAUUAAUAAAAAAAGAUUAAAUUGAUUCAAUUAAAAGAAAGAAUGCAAUCGGUACUUUAUAAAAAUUAUCACUUCGAAAGCAAAGUCAAAUUUGGAUGCUUGAUAAUGACAUUAUUUAAGUGGCCUUAAGCAUUCUAAAAAGAGUAUAAAUUAAUAUUUAAAGAGUAGGAAAAAUUCAAUUUAAGUGAAUAUACAUAUGAAUAUAUUACUGCUUUGAUUAUGAAUUUAUCAUUAAGUUCAAGAGGUCGAGAUGCUUUAUCAAAUAAUAAAGAAUUAGCUUUUGAAGUUUUAUAUUAAUUGAUUGAAUACCCAAAUGAUCAGAUUAGAACUUUUACAAAUGGAACAUUCUAUUCUAUGUUUAGUAGAAGAGAUCUAAGAGAAUAUGCUUAUCAAUUAAAUAUACCUUAAGAAUUACCUAAAUUAUUAUCAAUUAGUGAUGAAAGAUUUAAAAAAUAAAUUUAAUAUAUGAUAGAAUAAUUAGAAAGUAAUGAUGAUGAUUAUGAUCAAUCAUAAUUAGAAGAAGAUAAUGAUGUUGAUGAUUUAGAAGAUGAUGAAGAAUGUCCAGUUGAUGAUGAAGAUGAAGAUGAUUUAGAAAAUAAUGAUAUAACUAUUGGAGAAGAAUUAUUAAGGAAUGAAUUUGCUCUUGAUUCAGAAUAAGCAGAACAAUAACGUUAAUUAAUGGAAUCUAUAAUGUAAAAAGAAUACCAGUAAAGAAGUCUCUAUUAAGAAUAAUUAAGAGAAUCUUAGUUAGAAAAAAUGCCUGUUGGAUGUAAAAUUUAUAUUCUAACAUUAUAUAGAAGGACCAUUUAUGGCUGAUAGUCUUCUACCUAAUGUCAAUAUUAAUCAUAAAAUUACUAAUACUAAUUCAAAACAUCCAUAAUAAUCUGCUCAAGCCUUUGCCUCCAGACCUAAAAUUCCUAGAACUCCUCCUAUACAAUAAAAUUAUCAACAUUGA
Molecule: messenger RNA, 4445 nt
Organism: Paramecium sonneborni
Lineage: Eukaryota; Ciliophora; Oligohymenophorea; Peniculida; Parameciidae
Source: the annotation of a GenBank genome assembly